This is a messenger RNA of Lipotes vexillifer (Yangtze River dolphin), 2061 nucleotides long. It is a transcript of the gene TAF6, whose product is annotated as TATA-box binding protein associated factor 6. Lineage: Eukaryota; Metazoa; Chordata; Mammalia; Artiodactyla; Lipotidae. The transcript is spliced from 14 exons. Gene Ontology annotation, biological process: transcription initiation at RNA polymerase II promoter; RNA polymerase II preinitiation complex assembly. The coding region runs from base 25 to 2061 and encodes 678 amino acids. Gene Ontology annotation, molecular function: transcription coactivator activity; RNA polymerase II general transcription initiation factor activity; protein heterodimerization activity. The record is from RefSeq and is a predicted model, not a curated record. Gene Ontology annotation, cellular component: transcription factor TFIID complex; SLIK (SAGA-like) complex; SAGA complex.
GGGGAGGGGAGGAGGGGAUCCAGAAUGGCUGAGGAGAAGAAGCUGAAGCUGAGCAACACCGUGCUGCCCUCGGAGUCCAUGAAGGUGGUGGCCGAGUCCAUGGGCAUCGCUCAGAUUCAGGAGGAGACCUGCCAGCUGCUGACAGAUGAGGUCAGCUACCGCAUCAAGGAGAUUGCACAGGAUGCCUUGAAGUUCAUGCACAUGGGGAAGCGGCAGAAGCUCACCACCAGUGACAUUGACUACGCACUGAAGCUAAAGAACGUCGAGCCACUGUAUGGCUUCCACGCUCAGGAGUUCAUUCCUUUCCGUUUCGCCUCUGGUGGCGGCCGGGAGCUUUACUUCUAUGAGGAGAAGGAGGUUGAUCUGAGCGACAUCAUCAAUACCCCUCUGCCCCGAGUGCCCCUGGAUGUCUGCCUCAAAGCUCACUGGCUGAGCAUUGAAGGCUGCCAGCCAGCUAUUCCAGAGAACCCACCCCCAGCUCCCAAAGAGCAGCAGAAGGCUGAAGCCACAGAACCCCUGAAGUCAGCCAAGCCAGGCCAGGAGGAAGACGGCCCCUUGAAAGGCAAAGGUCAGGGGGCCACUCCAGCUGACGGCAAAGGUCAGUACUGCUGGGCCAGGCCUCUGCUGGAGGGGGCGCCUCUGCGACUGAAGCCCCGAAGCAUCCACGAGUUGUCUGUGGAGCAGCAGCUGUACUACAAGGAGAUCACAGAAGCCUGUGUGGGCUCAUGUGAGGCCAAGAGAGCGGAGGCUCUGCAGAGCAUCGCCACGGAUCCAGGGCUCUACCAGAUGCUGCCGCGCUUCAGCACCUUCAUCUCAGAGGGGGUGCGCGUGAACGUGGUGCAGAACAACCUGGCCCUGCUCAUCUACCUGAUGCGCAUGGUGAAGGCGCUGAUGGACAACCCUACUCUGUAUCUAGAGAAAUACGUGCAUGAGUUGAUCCCGGCUGUGAUGACCUGCAUCGUGAGCAGACAGCUGUGCCUGCGGCCAGAUGUGGACAAUCACUGGGCGCUCCGGGACUUUGCCGCCCGCCUGGUGGCCCAGAUCUGCAAGCAUUUCAGCACAACCACUAACAACAUCCAGUCCCGGAUCACCAAGACCUUCACCAAGAGCUGGGUGGAUGAGAAGACCCCGUGGACAACGCGCUACGGCUCCAUCGCAGGCCUGGCAGAGCUGGGACAUGAUGUGAUUAAGACUCUGAUUCUGCCGCGGCUACAACAGGAGGGGGAGCGGAUCCGCGGGGUCCUGGAUGGCCCCGUGCUGAGCAACAUCGACCGCAUAGGGGCUGACCACGUGCAGAGCCUCCUCCUGAAACACUGUGCCCCUGUUCUGGCAAAGCUGCGCCCACCGCCUGACAAUCAGGAUGCCUAUCGGGCAGAAUUUGGGUCUCUUGGGCCCCUCCUCUGCUCCCACGUUGUCAAGGCCCGGGCCCAGGCUGCUCUGCAGGCUCAGCAGGUCAACAGGACCACUCUGACGAUCACUCAGCCCCGGCCCACGCUGACCCUCUCACAGGCCCCCCAGCCUGGCCCUCGGACCCCUGGCUUGCUGAAGGUCCCUGGCUCCAUUGCGCUGCCUGUCCAGACACUGGUGUCUGCUCGAGCUGCUGCCCCGCCUCAGCCUUCCCCUCCCCCAACCAAGUUCAUUGUCAUGUCGUCAUCCUCCAGCGCCUCAUCCACCCAACAGGUCCUGUCCCUCAGCACCUCGGCCCCUGGCUCAGGCUCCACCACUACCUCUCCUGUCACCACCACCGUCCCCAGCGUGCAGCCCAUCGUCAAGCUGGUCUCCACCGCCACAAGCGCGCCCCCCAGCACUGCCCCCUCUGGUCCCGGGAGUGUCCAGAAGUACAUCGUGGUCUCUCUUCCCCCCACAGGGGAGGGCAAAGGAGGCCCCACCUCCCAUCCUUCUCCAGCCCCUCCCCCGACUUCAGCCCCCUCCCCUCUUGGGGUCAGCGCCCUAUGUGGGGGGAAACCGGAAGCUGGGGAGAGCCCCCCUCCUGCUCCAGGGACUCCGAAGGCUAAUGGUUCACAGCCCCCCGGAUCUGGCUCCCCUCCGCCUGCGCCUUGA